This is a messenger RNA of Dermacentor albipictus, 1924 nucleotides long. RefSeq names its product GDP-D-glycero-alpha-D-manno-heptose dehydrogenase-like. The record is from RefSeq and is a predicted model, not a curated record. Lineage: Eukaryota; Metazoa; Arthropoda; Arachnida; Ixodida; Ixodidae.
UCUUCAAGCAAUGCAAGGACUAAUUCUCGCAAUCAUCUAGGAUUCGACAAAUGACAGUUGCUAAACUUCGCAUAAUAACCGAAGAAUGCGCUCGACCACUCCUACAGAGCUCUUGCAAAGCGUCUACGCGGGAAUGUGAAAGCAUAGGCAACACGUCGACGAAAUUCUGUGCCACAUAAUUCAGCCGUCACAAAGCCGGCGGGCGUCUCGAAUAUUGCCGCCUCAACACUAUGACGAAGAAGGACGUAUACCUCCUCCCUCGGAUAGAUAACGCACUGGAGCGGCUCUACAACGCAAAGUACUUUUCGUCGAUGGACCUCAAGACGGGCUGAUGGAAAAUUGAAGUCGACGAGAGGGAUUGAGAGAAGACGGUCUUUAUCACACCUGAUGGCCUCUACGAAUGCAAGGAUGCCGGAGGCCAAGGAAGUGCUGGUGACUGGCGGCGCGGGCUACCUGGGUUCCUGCCUGGUGCCGCUGCUGCUGGAGCGCGGCUGGCGCGUGGCCGUGUACGACACGUUCGCCCGCGGCCUGGGCCCGCUUCUGCCGGUGGCCCACCGCGUGCGCCUCGUGCGCGGCGACGUCCGGGACGGCGCGGCGCUGGCGUCCGCGCUCAAGGGCGUCGACGCCGUGGUCCACCUGGCGGCCGUGGUCGGCUACCCGGCGUGCAGCCGCGACCCCGAGCUCGCCGAGUCCGUCAACGUCGGCGGCACGCGCACGCUGCUCGAACAGCUGUCGCCCUCGCAGCGGGUGGUGUUCGCCUCGACCGGCUCGUGCUACGGCGCCGUCACGGACGGCCUCUGCACCGAGGAGACGCCGCUGUCGCCCCUCUCGGUGUACGGCAGCACCAAGGAGCGCUCCGAAGACCUGGUCGUCAAGCACGGAGGCGUCGCGCUGAGGCUGGCCACCGUGUUCGGCGUGGCGCCUCGGAUGCGCGUCGACCUGCUCGUCAACGACCUGUCGCUGCGGGCGCUCCGCGACGGCGAGCUGGAGGUGUACGAGCCGGACUUCUGGCGCACCCUGCUGCACGUGCGCGACGCGGCGCGGGCCUUCGUGCUGGCGCUCGACCGCUACGACGAGGUGCGCGGCCGCGCCUUCAACGUGGGCGACGACACGCUCAACGUGACCAAGGCCAAGCUGGCGCGGCUCAUCUGCGAGCGGGCCGGCGGGGUGCGGCUGCUGCUGGGCGCGACGGGUCGGGACCAGGACAGGCGCGACUACCGCGUGUCGCACGCGCUCAUCCGGAAGGAGCUGGGCUUCCGAGCGAGCGUCUCCCUCGAGCAAGGGGUCGACGAGCUGAUCAAAGUGCUGCCCCUCUUGGCGCCCCACGAGCUGUGCUCGAACUAGUCCCUCCCCCCCCCCCCCCCCCGACAGUUCUCUCUUAUCGCUGCUAUGGCCCGAGCUGGUAUAUUUAAAGGCUCUAUCAUCGGCAGUGGGCUUCUAUUUGCACACGAGGUCAGAUUCAGUGCGCGCGUUUCCUUGGAGGCGUGACGUCAUGACCGUACAGGCUGGCAAGCCAAAAAUGUUUGGGCAGGACCACGGCGACUCUCCUAUUCUGCAAACUGUGGCUUGCAAUGAAAAAUUUAAAAAGAAAGCGUCAUCUUAUAUGGUAGUGAUAUCACAAUAAAAACGCGCAAGCUUCUUUAUAAAGGAAGCCUGUGUUGGUUUUAUGGUAUUUGGUCCGUGUAGUUCAAAGGAAGUGUCUGCGUGCGUUAUCGGCAACUCGAAACAGAAUUAUGGUGGUGGGCAUAAAGGCGCUGCUUUUGCGUUUCACCCACUGGUCCGUGAAUGCGCUGUUUUCUUGCGUGCUGUAUGUAAAGCCACGGGUGACAAAGCCGCGAAAUUUAUAGUGCUACCACAUUCGGUGCGUCCAAAUGUGAUAUUAAAUGCACGGUACGCAUUGAAAAUAAAACUGUGCUGAUUGCAA